UUUUUUAAAGAUUGACUUAUCUAUUUUAGUUCCAAAGGUUGCUGUCCAAAUUAUCGAAAAGUCGGAAGGGAAUGUAAAGAGUGUUGGCCGGGGACAUAUGGAGAAAAUUGCCUCAUCUGUCCUACUACAAAUUAUGGACGUUUUUGUCUGAACAAGUGUGAUUGCUCAGGAAUUUGCUCCCCGACUUAUGGAUGCAAUAUUUCUAUGAAAGAAAUAUAUAUUGAAGAUUCGUCCGGGUGGAAGACGGGACUAGCCAUUGCUGGUAGUUUUGCAAUUCUUAUAGUACUAGUGAUUGUUGGUGCAUAUGUUUAUAGAAGAAGCAGAGGAGAAUUUUGGAGAAAGGGAACCAAAAAGGCUGUUUCAAUUGAUGGACUAGCAGAACAAAAUGAAGAAAAUGAUUUGAGUGACAUUGAAUCUACUAGGUAUUAUAGUCAUGGAAAUAAAACAGUUUCCAUGGAUUCCGAACCAUGCAUGCAAAAAUUUAAGAAAGAUGACUCAGAAUCAUUUACUCAAGGAAGCGAUGUUAAACAAAAUAAUGAUAUCAUACCAGUGACAUCAAAAGAAAUUAAUGUCGAAAUUACAAGUGACUUUUACACUUGAGGGAAAUACAUAUCUAGAACCUAAAAAUAUAAUGUGUGAUGAAGCAAACAAUAUGGACUACGAGGAAAGACAAUUCAGUGAGUCCUACGUAAUUUUACAUCCUUUGAAAAGCCUCGAUAACAACAAAUUAGGAUCUUGCUCAAAUGACCUCACAAAUGUCGAUGACUCAAAUACUUAUUUAACUUAAACAAAACAAGUUUUCUGCGAAUAUUGCUUUAGCAAUGUUCCUUAAUUUCAAAUCAAGUUUCAUUUAUCUUAAAAAUUGAUGAUGUCGGAGAGCCGUCAAAGAAACAAAAAGUGGGAUAUAUUGACAGACAUACAGAAGUACACACAAGAGUACAGCUAAACAGAAAACAUAUUCAUCUUAAAUUCGCUGGUAGAGAGACAAU
Messenger RNA from Saccostrea cuccullata (small rock oyster), 989 nucleotides. RefSeq lists its product as uncharacterized. Lineage: Eukaryota; Metazoa; Mollusca; Bivalvia; Ostreida; Ostreidae. The record is from RefSeq and is a predicted model, not a curated record. The transcript is spliced from 4 exons. The coding region runs from base 205 to 600 and encodes 131 amino acids.